Pieris macdunnoughi is the source of this 4404-nucleotide messenger RNA. The record is from the annotation of a GenBank genome assembly. NCBI's taxonomy places the organism in Eukaryota, Metazoa, Arthropoda, Insecta, Lepidoptera, Pieridae.
AUGGAAACACGGAGUCGGUCUAGGACGUCAAUUUCGUCUGUGAUGAAAGAUAUCGAAAUGGAUUCGAACGAUUGCCGUGAGGUGAUGCUGCGAGAGCAGAUCCCAGAAGAGACACAACCAGAAAGAGGGAACUGGACUGGUCGAUUUGAUUUUCUCCUAUCAUUACUCGGAUACAGCGUUGGUUUGGGGAAUGUUUGGCGAUUUCCGUACCUUUGCUAUAAUAACGGAGGAGGUGCGUUCCUCAUCCCCUUCACGGUAAUGCUAAUAAUAGCAGGUCUUCCACUGAUGUUUAUGGAGCUAUCUUUCGGCCAGUAUGCAGCCCUUGGCCCAGUCGCCGUCUACAAUAGAUUCUGCCCUUUGUUCCGCGGCCUUGGCUACGGAAUGGUGAUUGUUUCGUCCAUAGUGAUGCUCUACUACAAUCUCAUAAUUGCUUGGACUUUCUAUUACAUAUAUGUUUCGUUUGUGAGCAUCUUCUACCAAUUGCCGUGGCAGAAUUGCGAUGCAGAUUGGAGUACGGAAUUUUGCUACUCGUACGAGGCGGCCGACGAGUGCGAAGCUAACAACGGAACAUAUUACUUACGGAAAUGCUUUAAUCAAACUCAAACUGCGCUACAUAAUAUAACCGCCCUCGCAAACGUCACUUUGAGGCGGCCUCCCGCUGAAGAGUACUUUUCGAACCAUGUAUUGGGACUAUCCUCUGGAAUACAAGAAAUUGGUGGGAUUCGAUGGAGUUUGGCCGCUUGUUUGUUUGCCGCGUGGGUGAUUGUCUUCUUGUGUUUAUGCAAAGGUGUCCAGUCUUCAGGGAAGGUGGUGUAUUUCACAGCCCUUUUCCCAUACGUCGUGUUGGUUAUUUUGUUCUUCCGAGGUGUUACAUUGCCCGGCGCUUCGACUGGUAUUAUAUUUUAUCUGACUCCAGACUUCAGUCAACUCGCUAAUGCGCAAGUGUGGGGCGAUGCAGCAGUUCAGAUAUUCUUUGCCUUGAGCCCCGCUUGGGGAGGCUUAAUCACACUAUCAUCGUAUAACAAAUUCACAAAUAACUGCUAUUUAGACUCCCUAAUAGUCGCCGUAUCGAACAUAGCAACGUCGUUCUUCGCGGGUCUGGUCAUCUUUUCAGUGAUUGGAUUCCUCGCGCACGAGCUUGAAGUCAGCGUCGACCGAGUGGUGGACCAAGGCGCCGGAUUGGCCUUCAUCGUUUACCCUGAAGUUGUCACGAGACUGCCGCUUUCUCCGCUCUGGUCCAUUCUCUUCUUCUUCAUGCUUUUGACACUUGGACUUGACUCACAGUUUGCUUUAAUGGAAACUGUGACGACGGCAAUAUUGGACAGAUUCCCGAACUUCAGAGAGAAGAAAAUCUGGGUUGUUCUGACUGUUGCCGUGUUUGGAUAUCUCGGGGGACUGAUUUUCACGACUAACAGUGGCAUGUAUUGGUUACAAUUAAUGGAUAAAUACGCGGCAAACUGGUCAGUUCUAAUAAUUGCGAUUGGGGAAUGCAUCUUAAUCGCCUGGAUCUAUGGGGCCGAGAAGUUCUGCCACGACAUCGAACGUAUGAUCGGACGCCAGUCGAAGGCCUGGCUGGUCUUUUGGAGUACUAUGUGGAGAGGCAUCACUCCCGCGGCCCUUAUUUUCAUCCUGGUCUUUAACUGGAUCGAGUAUAAGCCGGCUACCUAUGGCCACUACGUAUACCCGAUGUGGGCAGAUGCAGUCGGCUGGAUUAUCGGAAUGCUGCCUAUAUUGGUUGUCGUAUUGAUGGCCAUAGACAAGAUUUGCACUGGUCCUGAUGAUCUGACAAUUAUGCAGAAAGCCCGCUUCCUGUCGCAACCCACGGAGGAGUGGGGCCCGGCACAGCGCGCGGCUCCGCUCGAGGAGACUGAGCUUGCUCCGCCCGUGCUGCUGCUGCACGGCAGACACACGUCUAAGGAUACCGGCGACACGAUGUCAGACAACAGCGGAGUGGAGAAUGAUUUCAGAAAGGCAGAUGUCCCUAAAAAAAGAAAUUCAAUGAAGAAAAAAGUUCAAAACUUUAGCAGCGAACACGAUGACGCGGCCCUCGUCCCAUUACUCCAAACGAACAAAGAUAAACCUGAACGUAAUGCCCCAAGUGCCAAGUUCACAUUGCCAAAAACAAAGACUGAUUCAUUAAGUGAAAAGGAUAUUCAAAGUGUUGAUGUAGAAAAAGGGACAGUGUCGAAACCUUUAUAUGAUAAUGCGAUUGUUGUUUGUAAUCCUGCAGUGGUUCAGAAUCAUAUGAAUACAAACGUGUUUGGGGAUAUGAUUAUGUCAGAAGUGCCAAAGACCUCGGUCCUUAUUGAAAUUAGCGAGAAGAAAUCGACGGGUUUCGGUACACCGUUAAUUUUUACCACGGCAAAGAUACACACAGAUAGUAAAACGAAGACGGGAGACCCGUUGCACGUUACGCCAGUACCGAUUCUGUCUACGAUCGAAGGGAAUCGAGUAAAAUCGGAAGUUACAUACGAUAAAACUAAUAUAUUGCCUGAGAAAAUCGAGCCCACAGGCAAAGUAUUUGAGAAGGGCAAAGAUGUCCAAUCUCAAAUUAUCAAUAAUGAUGACGCAAAUGGAACAAAUCAAUCUAAAUCAUGCUCAAAUAAAUUUGCGGAUCAAUGUAAGACGUCAGUCACGCAACCAUCUCAAUCAAAUAUAGCAACUAAAUCUGAUGCCACAAAAGCUAGUACUGUCACUACAAAUAUGACAGAUAUUACACAAAACACAAAUGUAAAUAGCACAGUCUUGUCUAAAUCAAAACCUGAUAGCACAAGCAGUAUGAAGAAAUUACAACGCCAAAAACAUACAGAGGAAAUAAAUAUACCACAAAAUAAUUUCGUUAUUAAAAAUGACUCUGAUGUAGUUAAAAUAGAUAUAAAAACGAAUGGAACAACACAAAGCGAUGUAAACAGAUUUUCUGGCCUUCAUGCUGUCAAAAGCCCGUCAGACCCAAAUAAGUCCAUUCCGACGGCUAAGUCAAUUACAGAAGUAAAAGAAAUGGUUAAGUCGCCUAUCGCUUCGAAACAAGAUAUCACAACAUCUACAGAAAAAUCUUCAACGCAAAAAAUAACCACUACAGAUGCAAAGGAAAUAGCUAAAUCUCACGUUGUCAGUUCAACACAUAAGUCAUCCAUAGUAAAACCUACAUUGGCGCAAAAAACAAUUACUUCAAGCCCUGAAAGUAAGGAAGCGACUAAAUCUCUUGCUAUGUCUUCAAAAGCUGAAGCCGUGACGUCAAUUGCAACGUAUGGAAAUACAUCAACCCAAAAUUCAAUAACUACAGAACCAAAAGUGUCUUCCAAAGUGGAGGCGUCGUCGAUCGCAACACAACCUGGCGCUACGAUAACCCAAAAAGCAAUUACUCCAAUUGACUCUGGCUCAAAAGGCAAAGAUCCUAAAUCGUUUGUAUCUCCAAAAGUUGAGGCAACAACUAUUACAACAAAACCUGGUAUCUCAUCACAAAAAAUAACUCCUACGGCUUCAGAACCGAAAGAUAAAAUUGUUUUGUCUCCUAAAAUUGAUGCAACAUCUAUCGUAAAACCUGCAACUGCGUCACAGACUGUCAAUACAAUGAAAACAGAAGUAAAAGAUGCUACAAAAAUACCUGUCAGUUCAAAACAUGAAGUGACUACAGUAAAAACUGGAAUCACGGCAUCUGAAAGGGCAAAUACCAACACCAUUUUAAAACAGGAGCCGAAGACAUCUGCUAAACCCACAUCUACGCAAAAAAUGGCCAGCAGUACAGAAGCUAAAUCGGCAAUCCCUACUGCAAAACCAGAAGUUAUAAAACCAAAUCAAAAAACAUUACAGACCACAACAGAACCAAAAGUAGCCUUGACUAAAAUACCAUCAAAACCAGAGGUUUUUGCGUCUGUAUAUAAACCUACGAUGGCUCUGAAAACAACUCCUGGUAACACUGGCACACAUGAUAAAGAAACGACUAAAUCUCUUGCUAUGUCUUCAAAAAUUGAUACCACGACGUCUGCCGCAACAAAACCUGGAGCCAUGUCCAUGCAAAAAGCACCACUAAACACAGUGACGGAAGCAACUAAAUCGCCAAUAUCAAAACAUGAAAUCGUGAAACCAACUCAAAAAGUACCAACCAAAGGAAAGGAAUUGCCAAUAUCAAUAAAAACACCCAAACCUUCAACAAAAUCUGACAAACUAAAAUCCCCAACUCAAAUGCCAUCUCAGACUCAAGUACCAGGAGCGAAUAAACCAAAAGCAGGUAGUGAAGUUUCAGGUAAUGCAAAGACUAAAGUACCUUCAUACAUUGUAGCAACGUCGAAAACCAAAAUAGGUGCUCCAAAUAAACCAGAAGACUCCAGUGCAUCAACUACUUCAGUGAGUAAAGCAGAUUCAAAAGACGGUAAGUCAGAUACAAAGAAUCCACCAAAAUCAUAA